AUGAUUAACACUAUCAGAGUGUAUAAUGACAUUGGAACAUCCGUUCUUUGUGUUCAUAACACAAUUCAAUUGUUUCAUCAUUUUUUCCCUUGUGCUAAUAUUUUUAAAAUUUCUUCUUCAGAAAUUAAGACGAACAAAUGGAUUGAAAGUACUGAUUUGUUAGUCAUACCAGGAGGUGAGGAUUUACCUUAUCUUGAUAAACUUCAGAUUGAUGGAAUUGAACUGAUUAAGUCGUUUGUUUUCAAUGGGGGGAAAGUUCUUAGGGAUGUGUGCUGGAGCAUACUUUUCAUCAUCAACAUUAAGUUCUUUUUAACUUCUCAAUUAGUUAUUGAAGGAGAACGUUACUUAAAAUUUUAUGAGGGAAAUGCAAUUGGUCCAGUGUAUGAUGGAUAUCAACCAAAUAGUGAGUCAGGUGCACAUAUAGUAAAGAUAAAGUACAAGAAUACCUAUGCAUAUGUUUAUUAUAAUGGAGGUUGUUAUUUUGAUGAUAAUAAUAAUAAAGUAGAGGGUACUCAUUUUGCAUUGUAUGAAGAUGGUAAAAAAUGUGGUUAUACUAGAAGGUAUGGAAAAGGAAAAAUUCUCAUCACAGGAUUUCAUUUUGAGUUUGAUGAACAAUGUUGUUCUCAUUUAUUAAGUAAAUUAAGUUAUGAUGAUUUUGAAUCAAGAAGAGAAAACCUUGUUAGAUAUAUUUUUUCAUUAUUGAGUGAUUGUUAA
Molecule: messenger RNA, 714 nt
Organism: Entamoeba dispar SAW760
Lineage: Eukaryota; Evosea; Mastigamoebida; Endamoebidae
Exons: 1
Coding region: 1-714 (237 amino acids)
Biological process (GO): pyridoxal 5'-phosphate biosynthetic process; pyridoxine metabolic process
Cellular component (GO): cytosol; glutaminase complex
Molecular function (GO): glutaminase activity
Source: RefSeq, a predicted model, not a curated record